Molecule: messenger RNA, 2014 nt
Organism: Magallana angulata
Lineage: Eukaryota; Metazoa; Mollusca; Bivalvia; Ostreida; Ostreidae
Exons: 10
Coding region: 1-1977 (658 amino acids)
Biological process (GO): homophilic cell-cell adhesion
Cellular component (GO): plasma membrane
Source: RefSeq, a predicted model, not a curated record
AUGCAUAUAAAGUUUGCAAGCAAUGCAAGAUAUUACGUAUUACACAAAACCAUUGGCAUAAACAUUCAACCUGAUCAAAGAAAUUGUAGAUAUUAUGUUGGUGAAGACGUUAUAAUCAAUGGUCGCAUUAGAAACGUCUCAAAGGUACUCUGCAAGACAUGGCAAAAGGAAUCAGAGACUGGGAGCAAUAUCAUUGAUACAACAUUGGAAAAGAACUUAGAAACUAAAAAGGAUAUUGGUGAAUACAUCUUGACGAUAAAGAAUUGUAUUGAAUCAGAUAGCGGGACUUAUUUUAUUCUGGCAGCUUGCAUAAAUGAUAUGGAAGUUCAAAGCAAUAAAAUUCAGCUGAAUGUUGUCAAAGAGAGCCCAGAAGUGAUCACCAGUUAUGUACCUGAAGCAGUGUACGAUACAACGGUUGUAUAUAAAGCAACGAUACGAAGUUUUAUCAACGAUACGUUUACCUUGUGGAAAAAGGGAGAAAAAAAUAUUGACAUAACCAAGCCUAAAUAUAAAGGAAGUUCAAAUGUUGGUAAUUGUCCAGUCCUUUGCAUUAACAACGUCAGCAAGAAAGAUGAAGGUGUAUAUUCAAUACAUGUACGCAACAAAUGGGGGAAGACAACAUUUGAUUACGAGAGGCUGAUUGUAACUGGAAAGGAACCGGUCGUUUCUUUAAAGUUAUCAGAUCAAUCCCAAUCAGUGGCUCAUGGAAAUACAAUUAUACUACAAGCGAAGAUAAAGUCUUACCCUGCCCCCUCCCGAAUUCGGUGGACACGUAUGAUGAAUGUAAACAAAGAAGAAAUCAUUGAGGCAAAAGGAAGAUUUUCAAUAGAUGUAUCAGAUUUGAAAUGUCCGAAAUUGACAAUAGAAGAUCUCGAAUUCAGUGACAAUGGAUGUUACAUCAUUACUGUAACCAAUGAUUUUGGAAUAGUGAGCGCUUACAUUGACAUAGAAACGGACGCAAGCCAAAUGAUCUUUAUCUCGGGACCUGUGGUGGUUUCUACUGCUGGCGUUAUCAAGUUUCAGACCCAUACAAAAUAUUUUAUAUAUAACUCUAGUGAAGAAAUUAAAACCCAAACAUUUGAAAUUGUUGACGUGGGAGAAGACGAUAGUGCAGGAUAUCAGUUGUCAUUAGACGGAUUGAAGAGCAACCAGAUAAACACGAUUGUCGGUGAUAGCAAAAAGUUUUCGACGGAGACCCAAGGAAACUAUUUCCGGUAUGUUGCCCUUCUCAGUGUCUGUGUAGAUGCACUAAGAAAGGCUUACGACAAUUUACCAGACACAUUUGAGGAAAAAAUAAACAAAUUCAAGGGGCGUUGUGACCGUCUUCAGGGAAACUCAAAAUUGAAGGAGCUGCUUUCACGUAAUGUUUUAAUAUUUAUUCUAUUUAUAUGUUUAACAGUUCAACCGUUGGGCGAGAACAGCAGGAACUACACAUUUUUCGCAUCAUUGUCAAUUACAUUUCGAAAAUUUACCUCACGCAGUACGGUUCUUCAGGAUGAACACUUGCCCGCCUCUAGCUGCCUGAAUAAGAACAAACCAUCUUCGUCAAAAGACUUAGACGUUACAUUGAUGUGCGCUAUUAUUCGAAAUUUGAAUUACAUUGCCAAACCUACAAAUGGAUGGGGAAAAGAGCCACAAAAAUCCGACAUCACUAUGGCUGAUGACGUGGAGAGGAUAAGACAAUACAGGAAUAGUCUUUGUCAUGACACUUCAACGGAAAUGGAAACAGAUGUUUUCAACAACAGAGCUUUAGAACUGAUAUGGGCUAUUCGGAGGUUAAGUAAGAAUGAUCUCAAAUUAACAGAAGACGUUUGUGACGCAAUGAAUAAAAUCUUCACCAAAGGAGAAACCAUGGAAAAACUGAUUGUUGAGCUGCGAACUAUCAAGAAAAAGGUUAUCAAAUGGCAAUAUGUUUGGAUCACAGGUAGAAUUAUUUAUUAUUCCGCGAUAACUAUACCCCCUGCAAACAAAGUUUGAGGGUUAUAUAGGAAUCACCUUGUCCGUCUGUCCAUCU